This is a messenger RNA of Aspergillus brunneoviolaceus CBS 621.78, 1541 nucleotides long. RefSeq names its product PQ-loop repeat-containing protein. Bases 469 to 1395 code for a protein of 308 amino acids. NCBI's taxonomy places the organism in Eukaryota, Fungi, Ascomycota, Eurotiomycetes, Eurotiales, Aspergillaceae. The record is from RefSeq and is a predicted model, not a curated record. The transcript is spliced from 3 exons.
CUUUGAUCCUCGAUGUGUAUCGUGUUCUUCAUGGAGUCGUGGACCAGCGUACUGCAAGGCACAUGAUCUUCCACUAGCUACUUAAGGGUAGCCAAACAGACCUUACCGUUUUUGGAUAGAAUGCGGAGAUGGACGAUAAGGAAAGCAUUGAAGCAUUGAAGCAUUCAAGAUUAUCAUCUCAGUCACUCAUCCCUUCGAGUACUCGAUCAGUGACAAGUCAUCCUUCAUCCCCUCGUUUGUCCACCCUGUUUACUACGUGUGUGCGCUGGUUCGACACAUGCUGUUUUAGAGUCCAAUAAUUCUCCUGUCUCUUGCCGCCCCCCCCCGAUCUGCACUCCCUGCCCCUAUGCACCGGGCCCAUAGACCGCCCAUCGCUCUGUAACUCCCUUCAUCCCGCCCAGCAUCUUCCAUUUCAACAGCCUCUUCCUCUAUACACAGACGAUCCUAGAAUCGGCUUUGUUCACCAGAAUGGAUUCUCUCAGUCUACAAUGCGGGCAACUGGAUUCGCCCGACUAUAAGAAUUUCAUCCUCUCCAUUCUAAUCGUCUUCGGCAUUCUCCUCUCCUACCUCCCCCAGCACAUCCGCAUCAUCUCGUUGAAAUCCUCGUUCGGAAUCUCCCCCUACUUCGUCCUCCUCGGCACGACCUCUGGCUCGUCCGCCCUCGCCAAUGUCGUCUCCCAACAACAGAGUCUCCACGACAUGUCGUGCUGCAAGCAAAUCAGCGGACUAGGCUGCUUCUCCGCCCUCCUAGGGAUCCUUCAAGUCGGCACUCAAUGUCUCUGCUUCUUCCUAAUCCUCUUCCUCUUCGUCCUCUUCUUCCCCCGCCACCAUCACUACGGCAUCGACCACCGCCGGACCACCCCAACCUACCGCACCGCCCUCACGGUCGCAGGCAUCUGCAUCGUCCACGCCCUCAUCAUGCUCAUCACCACCCUGGCCGUCGGCCUCCGCCGGCCCGAGGCCCUCCAGUCCUGGUCUAACUUCUGCGGCGUGCUCGCCGCCCUCCUCGCCUCGGUCCAGUACUUCCCGCAGAUCUAUACGACGGUGCGCCUCCGCUGCGUCGGCAGCCUCAGCAUCCCGAUGAUGUGCAUCCAGACGCCCGGCAGUCUCGUGUGGGCGGGGAGCCUGGCGGCGCGGCUGGGGCAGGCUGGAUGGAGUACCUGGGGGGUGCUGAUCGUCACGGCGUGUCUGCAGGGGACGCUGCUGGCCCUGGGCGUGUGGUUCGAGUAUCUGGGUCCCGACAAGGGCCAUGGCCACGACGAUGAGGGUGACGCCUCGAAUAAGAAUCCCGCUAAUGGUGGAACGGGACCGGCCCGUGGUGUGGAAGCAGAAGACGGAGAAGAAGGCCAGGGCCGGGAUCACCCGUCCGAGGAGACGCCGCUUCUUGGGGGAUGAAAGCUUUCAUCCUCUCUCUCUGAGGGGCAGGAAGUCUUAUUCCGGCUAUUAUCCAAGGAUCUUUGGCAUAUAUAGUGUAUGUAGAUCUCACAAGGUUUAAUUGGCUGUAAAUCAUUCUGGUCUGUUGAAGUGUAAGGUAUCCAAUG